AUGAAUCCGAUCAUAUACGUGCUUGGGUCUUCGAAUAUGGAUUUGAUCGUCCGAACUCCACGGAUCCCAAAAGCAGGCGAAACAAUCAUUGGAACGCAAUUUCGUACAAGAUGUGGAGGUAAAGGAGCAAACCAAGCGGUAGCUGUGGCGAAACUGUGUAGUGACAAGAAUGAGAUGCGCUUUGUGAGUGUUAUCGGGGACGACAGCAAUGGUGAAGUGAUCAAGAAGCAUCUCCAAAGUUUUGGAAUGAACUUGGAGAAUGUGAUCGUGGAACAGAACGCCACCACUGGAGUCGCUACGAUUUGUGUUGAUGAUAGAGGCGAAAACUCAAUCGUGGUCAUUGCAGGCGCGAAUAAUCUAUUUACAACCGAAAAGGUAUGUUAUCUCUCUUGUUGUUUGAGCCCCAGUUCAACUCUAUUUCGAUAG
This is a messenger RNA of Blastocystis hominis, 426 nucleotides long. RefSeq lists its product as hypothetical. NCBI's taxonomy places the organism in Eukaryota, Bigyra, Opalinata, Blastocystidae. The transcript has 2 exons. The record is from RefSeq and is a predicted model, not a curated record. Gene Ontology annotation, molecular function: kinase activity. The coding region runs from base 1 to 426 and encodes 141 amino acids.